Ctenocephalides felis (cat flea) is the source of this 1491-nucleotide messenger RNA. RefSeq lists its product as uncharacterized. The transcript has 3 exons. NCBI's taxonomy places the organism in Eukaryota, Metazoa, Arthropoda, Insecta, Siphonaptera, Pulicidae. The record is from RefSeq and is a predicted model, not a curated record. The coding region runs from base 1 to 1491 and encodes 496 amino acids.
AUGACGAACCUGCACAGUUCUGUUUAUUGCAUCGGCCUGCGGGACAAUACACAGAUCGAAUUACUCACAAAACAGUCUGAAGAUGGAGAAAAAGUGAUCGGCAUAAAAGAAACAUGUAUGACAAAUGAUAAUCUUAAUGUAGACAGCAAUACAGAAAAUGAUGGUCCAUGUGACAAUAUCGUAAAUAAAUCAGUCAGUAUUUCAAAAGAAUGUAAUAGUCAUAAUAAUGACACUUCAAAUAUUGAAAAUAAUAGUUCAAUAAAUAGUAGUAUCUCUAUACAAAAUAAUAAUCGAAGUGCAAUAAAUACUGUCGUUGAGCAACAUGAUGAAAAAUGCGGUAUAGAAUGCAAUAAAAACUGCACUAGUUGUUUGGUCAAGGAGGAAGAAUAUAUCAAAUUAACAGAUGAAAACAAAUAUUUCGAAUCUCUUGAUAAUUCAUUAGAGUGUGAACAUUUUUCUUUAAUCGAGCAAAACGACGAACAAUUGAUUUCUAACGAAAACAACUACGAUAUCAUAGCUUCUGAUUCGAGUGAUGAAGAGGAAAAUGUAGAUCCAUCUUUGUGUGAUUUGAAUACAAAAACGAAUGAUAAAUGUAAAUCGGUUGAAAGGGAUGACAAUGGCGAGGAUGAACUUACUAUUGUAAAUCAUCAUAGCAAUAUUCAUGAUGAAGAUAAAAAAUCUAUACUAGAUGAAAAUACAAUCACACAAGAUCAACCGAUUUAUUCUUCUACCAAUACAAAUAUUAACGCUAAUGCUAACACAAAUUAUAAUUCCGCUCUAGACAAAUUUGAGAACAGCAAAAUCUGUAAUAAUAUUGAAAUUAAAAGCAUAGAUUUGGAUGCAAAAAAAAGCGUGGAUGAGCAUGUUUCUGAGGUGGCACAAAAAGACGAGCAAUUGGUUCCUAAAGAAAGCAAUGAAAGUCAUGGUGAAAGAGUAUAUAGGCAAUGGAGUCAAUGGAAGAGGGAGAUGAUGGAAAUUAAUCUUGAUGAUAAUACAAACUUUACAGAAGAUAAUAUGAAUUUAUUUCUUGUCAAAGAUGGUGACACUGAUAAUACAACAAUUACUAAUGCAAAAAAUUUAGAAACUAAUCAAUUAUCCAAAACGAAAAUUAGCAUUGACGAUAUUAUAAUUCCAGAAAUUAAUACAAUUCACGAAGAUGACUCCAAUAAUGAAAGUUGUAACCAUUCCAAUCUAAUUAGCAGUGAUGAUGAUGUAGUACACGAAGUUUUAACCAAAUGCGGAAUCAAUCCGUCAUUAUUUUUAAAUUCAUCAUGCACACAUGACAAAUCACAAUGUAUUCAAAAUUGUAUUUCUACGGAACAUACUCGUGAACCCGAUCAGACUCCUAAUAAUUGCUAUCCCGAUUGUGGUCAAAAUAUCACAAACGAUAGUUUGGAAGAAAAACUGUUUGGAGAACUUUUUCAAGAAGAAGCUGAAAAUGUAUACGAUAUUGAAUUCAAGCCAACGCCAGCGCAAAUUCAAUGGCCAUGA